AGUUAAGAGCUUUAACUUCCUACAGCAGAUUUCCAGUGAAUAAGAAGAAUCAUCUUUUUUAUCAAUAUUCAUAAUUGAUUGGAGAUUGAAAAAUCAACCUUUUCUGUUUUGUAAUCAACUGCCGGUAUUGGGAUUUACUUUUGUCAUUAUUAACACCUUAUUUUGUUACAUUCUCCAAAAUUUCUGGUUAGCAUGUCAGCUAUGACUUUGAUUCCAGUUCAAUUGGUUGCAGGAAAGCAGGCACCCUGCGCCUUGUCUUUCGGUGGAUCUGGGUUCAUGGUUGUGUAUCACUUUGGUGUUGCCCAGUGCCUACUGGAUCUGGCACCAGAGCUUAUUCACAAAGCUCCAAAAGUGUUUGGAGCGUCAUCUGGAUCGCUGGCAGCAGCUGCAGUUGUCUGUGGAAUCAACAUGGAAGAUAUCUGUGCUGAAAUUAUGGCAACAGCAAGUGAAAUCAGACAGCAUAUUCUGGGUCCUUUAAACCCCUCUUUCAGCCUUUUCAGAGCCUUGGAGAUCUCACUCCGCCGAAACCUUCCAGAAAGUGCUCAUCAGCUUGCCAGUGGACGACUGUUCAUUUCAGUGACUAGGCUGGACAAUCGAGAGAAUCGCCUGUUGUCUAAAUUUUCAACCAAGGAAGAACUUGUUCAGGCAAUAUUGUGCAGUUGCUUUAUACCCAUAUACUGUGGAGUGGUGCCUCCAUUCUUUCAUGGAACGUGGUAUAUUGAUGGAGGCCUAACCAAUAUGCUGCCAGUUGAGGCAAAGGAAGAGACAAUUACUGUAUCACCAUUUUCUGGAGAGAUUGACAUCUGCCCCCAGGAUGACCCAGAGACUGUUAAUAUUAUGCAAAUGUGUGGAUUUAACUUUUACCUUAACAUGCGCAACUUUAUAAGGAUGUCUGAUGCUCUUUUUCCACCACCAAGCCAGGUUUUGAGAAAAAUGUUUUUUUGUGGAUAUCAAGAUGCCCUGUUCUUCUUACAAACGAACUAUCUGAAGAUUUCUUCCAGUCCUGUUUCUUUUACUCACGUUUGUGGAAGGCAGAUUGACCAAGAAGCUAUGGAAAAUUCUCUUCCAGCUGACAAGUGUAAAGAAAAUAUUCAGUCUCUCCGUGCCUCCCAGGAGGAAGCAUCACAAGCUUGUACUGAAGAAAGUCCUCUAAGUGAAAAUGUAAAGUUGAAAGACGGAGUGUCAUCUGGGUAUACAGUACAGACUUCAGUGGAUACACUUGCUCCAGAAGAAGAAACUUUUCACAUUGAUAGAUCUUCAGGUUGUACAGAACAGAAAUUUACGCAAAGUCCACUCUGCCCAGACCAGACAUCAGAGGAGCCACCAACACAACAUGAGACAAACCAUGAGACUUCACUGCUCCACAGUGAGAAUAACUCUGAUUCAUCUGUCCCAGGUUCUGAUCAAGAUUUUGAUUGGAAUUUGGAAAUUUUGGAGCAGGCAGUUUAUAAUAGUUUGCCAGCGUGGGUACAAGGAGCGUUGCUGUUCAACCUGGUAGGCCAAGAAGGCAUUUUUGGAUUCCUGUCCAGGUCUCCAUUCCUGCGGCUUUUGUCCUAUUUCUUCCUUCCCUAUACUCUUCCAUUGUUCUUGACCUAUAUCUUUUGCCAGAGAAUGCUACACUGGCUCGUGACCCGUCCAGAGGAGGUGCUUCUUUUUUGUCAAGGCGUGAAGCAGACUCUGAUGAUAAUAAAAGAUUUGGCUAUUAAAAAUUUAUCAAGACUGUUUGUUGAGAGCAUUUGGAACCAACUUUUUUUAUCACAACCACAAAUUCCUCCUGACUCUUCAAAAGAAGACAGUUUGAGUUCUGAUCUGCGGUACCGCUCAAUGCUGCAUGUGCAACUCUCAGGCUCAAGCACGUCCUUCCUGGAUCUCCAGUUCAACCUCCAGGUAGCAAUGCAAGAAAAUCCUGGUCAUCUAGGUGACUGGCCUGGAGACUUGCCUUUGGAGUUUGAAGCUUGCGGUGAGUCUCAUACUCCCGAGGUGGAGGAAUCUGAUCUUUCUUUGGAGGAGACAUAUGAUAGCCACCCAAGCAAUUCUGUUGUUCCUGCAUUUGAUAGUAUUUAAUAUGGCCCAGGAUCACUCAAGCACUUCUUGGUCAAAGUGACAACACUUGUGUUGAGCUUUGUGAAAAGAAGCGUCUUUCAGUUUUAUUUGAAAAUCAUAAUUGAUAGUCUUGACUAUUUUAUCAGUUUAUGUCAUGACCUGAUUGUAAGCAGAUAAUUAUUUCAACAAAAGUUUACUAAUAGAAUGUACAGUGGGAAAGAAAAUGUGGUCUACCAACACAAGGUCUGCAUUGCCAAGUUACAACUGCUUUUAUUAUCUGGAUGUAACACUUUAGAGUAAAUAACAGUAUUCACUUUAUUUUAUGCACUGUGAAAUAUUUUGUUUAAAAUGUUUUUGUAGUUUUCUCCCUUUGUCAGAAAGGCAUAUCACUGCCACAAGUUUAUGUACAAUUUAAAUUUGAUACACAGCCUCUGGCUCAUAUAGCCUUAAUAGAAUAAACUAGUAGAAAUGUACACUGUAAUAUUAAAUAUCUGUACCAAUGAGGAAUUAAAAAUCUCUAUCUGGUAAUUUGAUUAAUACUGCUUUUCUGGUAUUUCUAACAAAGUAUUAGUCAGUGUAUACUUAUACUAUGUACAGUGCUGCAUCUGUUAAAUGCAGCUCUGUUACAUGUAACACACUUUUUGAAUUGGGGUGAUUUUGCCUUGGCUCACUACCUGCACAAAGAUAACACUUCCAAUAUGAAUGAAUGUGGUUUAAUUGUUCUAUAUUUAAAUGCUAUAUUUGUGUCUAAUUUUGUUAAGAUACUGUUAGGUUGAUUUUGUACCUGUUC
Erpetoichthys calabaricus (reedfish) is the source of this 2833-nucleotide messenger RNA. Its product is annotated as omega-hydroxyceramide transacylase-like. Gene Ontology annotation, molecular function: triacylglycerol lipase activity. Gene Ontology annotation, biological process: triglyceride catabolic process; lipid homeostasis. Gene Ontology annotation, cellular component: cytoplasm; lipid droplet; membrane. The coding region runs from base 193 to 2064 and encodes 623 amino acids. NCBI's taxonomy places the organism in Eukaryota, Metazoa, Chordata, Cladistia, Polypteriformes, Polypteridae. The transcript has 9 exons. The record is from RefSeq and is a predicted model, not a curated record.